Molecule: messenger RNA, 252 nt
Organism: Suillus paluster
Lineage: Eukaryota; Fungi; Basidiomycota; Agaricomycetes; Boletales; Suillaceae
Exons: 1
Source: RefSeq, a predicted model, not a curated record
CGACAGCUAAAAGUCAACGGACUCAAAACUUGGCACUUCGAAGCAGUCCUUCGUGCUAUACCUGCAUUGCUACAGAUUUCUCUGUUGCUUUUCGGCACUGGACUUGGGGGAUAUCUAUGGACUCAACAAUACACGGUGGCCAUUGCUGUCAUUGGAACAACUUGCUUUGGUGCCUCUUUCUACAUCAUGGCCACCAUCGGCAGCUACCUUUAUGUCAGCUGCCCUUCUACAACACCAGCUUCUGCACUCGUG